AUGACUCUCGAGACGCACAAUGGGCAAAGGCAGUUUGUGCUGCCAAAGGCUCUCGCAGAGCCUGUGUCGCCUAGCGCAAGAGUAGGCUUCGUUCCAAAACGGGCCCAAAAGGCGCUAAAAGCAGGUUCAAACGAGCACAGAAGUUCUAUAACGCGUGAAAAUACGGGAAAAGCGCGCUCAUCUGCGCCCCUGUCGUUCGAGUCUUCGCUGACUGCACUCGCUGCCAGUACAACUGGCGAGCAUACGACGAGCGCCAACGCAUUCCCGACAGACGGUAUAUCUUUGACUAGAUUUUCCGGUCUUGAAGGCUUCGAUCGACCAGCUCAACUCGACCAUGCUGCUCGAAGCAUCGCACAGGAUGCUGCUCCUUCCUCACUGCUUGCUGACAUUGACCCCUCCACUCCUAUCAACUCUGCCAUUUUUAGACGCGCUAAUAAACAUUUUGUUCCUUACGCUGCCCCCCAAUCCAAUGCUCUGAACACGCCGAUUCAACCCACAACAACACCUUUGAAUUCGGCUCUCCAGAUUCAUCCAGGCAGUGUAGCCCGGAAUUCCUUGGGCACGCCGAAGGCCAUGGCUUCUGAUGUAAAGCAGAAUCGAGUGCUAAAUCUAGCUCCACCGUCUCGCAGUGCCACGCCGGCUCUUAGCCAGCAAGAAAUCGAGAGUCAUGGUCCAGUCGACUAUGCUGUAUUUCAUUCUCUGAUGAUUGCGCAAGGCAAAAAGGAGAAACUACUGAAACAAAAGGAUGAAACUUUGGAACAAUUGCAACAGCAUGUCCAGGAGUUAGAGGCAAAGAAUUCCGUCUGUGCCAACGAGUUGAACCAUAUCAAGCAGCAAACUCGAAAAUAUAUACAGGACUGCGAUAAACUUGUUCGCACCACGCAGCAAGAAAUGACCACUUACCGGCAAUCAUCAAAGGAAGCUUAUGACCGCUUAUUGGAAGAGACCCGAGCAGAGGCUUCCGAAUGGGCCUCGAUCAGAACCAAUAUGCGGGAAAGAAUAGAGGAUCUAGAAGCCCAACUGGACCAGAUUCAAGAGCAAUACAAGAAGGUGGCUCCAGAGCUGUUGCGAGAAGCCGAGAUUUCCAAACAUCAGGCGGACUUUUUGCGAGAUAAGCUGCUCGUGGCUACUUCUGACCUCGCAGAUGCAAAGAACCGUAUACAGGAGCUAGAACAUGGGUCUUCCCAAGAUAAAAUU
Acaulospora colombiana is the source of this 1197-nucleotide messenger RNA. The record is from the annotation of a GenBank genome assembly. NCBI's taxonomy places the organism in Eukaryota, Fungi, Glomeromycota, Glomeromycetes, Diversisporales, Acaulosporaceae.